AUGCUCAUUACUCUCACUCUUCUUUCUCCUGUGUGUACAGCUUGCAACUUCGACUUCGAGCGUGGGAUUGAUGGUUGGAAAAGGACUGAUACAGUGUUUAAUAACCAACCAACUUUUGGUGACAACCCUACUGCCCGCAAUAGAGGAGAGCCAUCCAAUCACCAGGGAGACUGGUGGAUAGGGGGAUACGAGAACAGGCCUUCCAAAGCGGCAAAGGCAGGAGCCAUUCAAGGGGACGGACCCAGAGGAACUCUUACAUCCUCGCGCUUUCGUAUUACUGGUGGAACGAUCUCGUUUCGCAUCGGUGGAGGCUGUGAUAUGACUGUAGUUCGCGCAGAGCUACUGCUCGACAACGUGGUUAUCAGACAGAAGACUGGAGACUGUAGGGAGACAAUGACUCUUAGGAGCUGGUACGUCCAAGACUUGAUUGGUAAACACGCUCGAGUCAGGCUUAUUGAUGCCAGCUCUGACGAGUGGGGUCACAUUAACUUUGAUGAUCUCAAAGGCGACAUUGUUUGUGAUGAGGUUGAGGAUUGAAUGUUAUAUUCUACCAAGCGAGUAUCGUUUAACCGCUCGGUCCACGCGAUCGACUUUGAGCGCGUUGUCCAUAAUCGCGAAUUCUAGCAUUUUAAGUCCUCCAUGUUAAGUUUUUUUUUGCCUUAUAAUGGGACUUCUUUUGACUUUUGCUGGAUUACCUUCACAUAUAAGAUUGCGGGAUAUCCUGUUGAUUUCGUUCACAAAAUGCUUGUUGAUAGUGAGUACAGAUGCAUUGUAAAUAAACUUAGACAAAACUAAAGUUUUAACUAUGUUUAUUCUUCCCAGUAGAGUGAGUUUCCUCCUUUUCCAGCCAUUUAGAGUUUUUUCUUGGUUGUUAAUCUUUUCGUCAAAAUUUAGUUUGUCGGCAUGUUCAGUCUUAUUAUAUGAGAAAUAAAUUUCGAGAGCCCAGGUUGGAUGUUAUAUUCUACUAAGCGAGCAGUGUUUAGAAGAUUUCAACAAAAAAUCGAUUGUUUCUCUAAGUCAGUAUCUCUUAAUUUGCAAGCUCAUUGCAAUGACAUUGUUCAGGUAGGUAAACUGCUUUACUCUAUAAAAAAAAUUACUUAAAGAAACCUUUAAAUGUAAAUUAAGCGUUAAAUCAGCAAUAAAACUGGUAAUAAAUAUCCAGCUGGGCUGGUUGUACUUACUGUUGAUCAGUGGCGCGGUGCAGGGAAAACAAAUUGUAUUUGGUUUUAACCGAUUCUCUUCUAGACACACGAUAAAGUUUGAAAACGUCUGCCAAACAUUUUCAGUUUGACAGUUA
This is a messenger RNA of Orbicella faveolata, 1297 nucleotides long. RefSeq lists its product as uncharacterized. The record is from RefSeq and is a predicted model, not a curated record. Gene Ontology annotation, cellular component: plasma membrane; protein-containing complex. Gene Ontology annotation, biological process: establishment or maintenance of epithelial cell apical/basal polarity; heterophilic cell-cell adhesion. Lineage: Eukaryota; Metazoa; Cnidaria; Anthozoa; Scleractinia; Merulinidae. Gene Ontology annotation, molecular function: calcium ion binding.